Seriola dumerili (greater amberjack) is the source of this 785-nucleotide messenger RNA. NCBI's taxonomy places the organism in Eukaryota, Metazoa, Chordata, Actinopteri, Carangiformes, Carangidae. The record is from the annotation of a RefSeq genome assembly.
AUGGCCCAUCAAGCACAUCCUUAUCACAUAGUCGACCCAAGCCCAUGACCCCUUACAGGUGCCAUCGCCGCCCUGCUAAUAACAUCAGGCCUAGCAAUUUGAUUCCACUUCCACUCCGUGCUUCUUAUAACCCUUGGCACCAUUCUCCUGACUCUUACAGUAUGCCAGUGAUGACGAGACGUCGUACGAGAAGGCACAUUCCAAGGUCACCAUACACCUCCAGUUCAAAAAGGCCUUCGAUACGGAAUAAUCCUUUUCAUUACAUCGGAAGUCCUUUUCUUCCUUGGAUUUUUCUGAGCCUUCUAUCACUCCAGCCUGGCUCCCACCCCUGAGCUAGGGGGCUACUGGCCCCCAGCAGGAAUCACUGCUUUAGACCCAUUCGAAGUCCCCCUUCUGAAUACGGCCGUCCUUCUUGCCUCAGGGGUCACAGUCACCUGAGCUCACCACAGUAUCAUAGAGACUAAACGAAAGCAAGCAAUCCAAUCUCUAGCUUUAACAAUCUUACUGGGGGCUUACUUCACCUUCCUUCAAGCCCUAGAGUAUAACGAAGCCCCAUUUACAAUCGCAGACGGAGUCUAUGGUGCCACAUUCUUUGUAGCUACUGGAUUCCACGGCCUCCAUGUCCUUAUCGGCUCAACAUUCCUAGCCAUUUGCCUUCUUCGCCAAAUCCGUCAUCACUUUACAUCAGACCACCACUUUGGAUUUGAAGCAGCCGCCUGGUAUUGACACUUUGUAGACGUUGUGUGACUCUUCCUAUACAUCUCCAUCUACUGAUGAGGGUCAUA